AAUGGCGCCGUCCUCUACAUGUUGAAGUUUUUAAAGUGUAUUUUUUCGUGACGCGUUUUCUGUUCAAUCCACUGGAUUUUCUUCCAAUUUGUAUAGUUUACAUUCAAGCCACUAGUAUGUCCGAUCGUUUCGUGCCGAAAGCUGUGUAUAUUCUAAUUCAGUUUCGUGUAUUUUGAUGGUUUUCAUGACGACAAUCUAGUUUAGCCGGAUAGUGUUGAUUUAUCUCCCGCCGCGGUUUCCGUGCAAGAUUGCACGGUCCGCGAAAAGCUGUAACAGUGGCAGGAAUCAUGGAAACGUUGGCGGCCACCGUCAAAGACGAUUUAUUCGCGAACGUGAAGUAUAUUGCAUACGGAAAUUUGGAUGAAGAUAUUGGAAAAAUCCUCAAAAAUGGUGGCGCCCUUAAUCGUCCUUUCAUGCCAGAAGUUGUUACCCAUUUAAUAUGUGGAAAAAAUUACAAUGAAGAAGAAGUUGUUCUAACUUCUGAUCUCUAUAACGCAAUCCCUGUGACGGAAAAAUGGAUUGUUGCGUCGGCCAAACUGGGGCGCUUAGCCUCAACGAAGGCCUACAGUCCUUUUCCGUCAAAUAUUUUCGCGAAAAUGAUCGCAUCCUUCACACAGAUAAGCUUUGAAGAUCGCAAAAAGAUGUACGCGAUUAUAACAUAUUUCGGGGGACAAGUUCAACGAAAUUUCACCAAUCGUACGACGCAUUUAGUAUGUGGUAUGGCCGGUGGGAAUGCGUACAAAAAAGCGAUAUCCUUGAAUAAGAAUCGAAUAAAAGUAAUCUCACCCGAUUGGAUUAUAGAGUGCGUGAAGAAGAGGGAGCUGGUAAAUCCUGAAGGGUAUCAUCCACGUUUACUGAUUGUCGAACCGCCGCCGAAGUUCAUAAAAAUACCACCGGCACAAGAUACAAUACAGAAGAGCUUAUCAAGUUUGAUUGGGUUUGAUGAGAAUAGUGGUGCCACCAUGACUUCAGUGGAAAAGCCUACAAAGAGUUUCAAGGAGAUAAUACAGAAUCAGGGGCCAAAAAUGCAACAAGCGCAAAUUCAGCAAAUUCAACAAUCUUUGCAGUCAGUUAGUAUUCAGUUGCAACAACAGAGUCAGCAACAACAAAUUAUAACUACACAACAGUCGCCACUUCAGCAACAAAUACAAAAUCAACAGCAAUUGCAAGCACAACAACAACAGCAGCAGCAACAACAACAGCAGCAACAACAACAGCAGCAGCAACAGCAACAACAGCAGCAGCAGCAACAACAGCAGCAGCAACAACAGCAGCAGCAGCAACAACAGCAGCAGCAACAACAACAGCAGCAGCAACAUCAGCAACAAUUGCAGGCCCAGCAACAGCAAUUGCAAGCACAACAACAACAUCAAUUACAAGUUAAACAACAACAAACUCAAUCGACUCAACAGUCUCCACAACAAAUACAAAUACAGCAACAACAUUCUCAAGCGCAACAGCUACAAGCUCAUUCUCAGCAAUUGCAGCAAACUCUCCUUCAACAAACUUCGCAAUCGCAACCGCAACAAGUGCAGCAGCUACAAUCAAUACAACAACAAGCCGUUCAACAGGCCCAAACAAUACAACAACAACAGCAGCAGCAACAGACCCAGCAGCAAAUUCCAAAUGUUUCGAACGCAUCAACACAGAUAAUCCGGGCGGUUUCAAGUUCAGGUCAAGGCAAUAUCAUAAUAACCAGCUUACCGCAAGGGCAGCAAGGACAACAACCUGUCAUAUUUGUGCGUCCUAAGUCUGUCCAGCAAAAUAUGACGCCACAGCAACAGCUCAUGUUGCAGCAAAAAUUACUUCAGCAACAGAUUCAAAACAAUCACCAACAGCAGCAACAACAGAAUCAAUUGCCAGUAACGACAACAUUGCAGAAUUCGGGGCAGGCGACAAUAGUAACACAUGGGGGUCAACCUCAGCAACAACAACCUCAACAGCAGCUGACGCAAAUUCAACAGCAGCAGCUUCAUGCGCAACAGCAAAUUAUAAACGCGCAGCUUCAAAGAAAUGUUAAGACACCUUCGCCAAUGCAGCAACAAUCACAACAAUCACCCCAGCAAUCGCCUCAACAUAUUCAACAGUCGCAUCAACAACAGUCACCGAUCCAAACGCCGCAACCAAGCCAACAAACUGGUCAAUUGAUUCAGCAGCAAAUCUCACAGCAGCAGGUACAACAGCAGCAAAAUCAGCCUCAGCAGCUUCAAAAUCAACAACAACAUCCUCAGCCUCCAACGGUUACAAUGACCCUACAGCAACAGCAAUUACUGCACCAGCAUAUAAUCCGCCAGCAGGCGGCAAUUCAACAGCAACAGCAGGCACUCCAGCAACAAGCGGCUCAACAGCCUCUAACGCCACAGCAACAAGCCAUUCAACGUCAUCUGCAACAGCAACAACAGAACUUGGCACAGCAGCAGCAAAAUCUACAGCAGAGAAUCGAGCAGUUGCAGUUGCAGCAACAGCACCAGCAAAACACACAACAGCAACCGACUCAGCAGCAAUUACAACAGCAUCUACAACAACAGCAGCAGCAGCAAUUGCAACAACAGCAAUUGCAGCAGCAGCAACAACUGCAGCAGCAGUCGCAACAACAGCAAUCACAACAACAACAGCAGCAUCAACACUUUCAGCAGAGCCCUCGGAUGCAUCAAGCUCCUAGCCCAAGCUUAAACCAAGAACAUUCACCACAAAUCAUCCAACAGCAGAACAGUUUGCCGGGUCAACAACAAAUUCAUCCUUCUCAGUCGCCAUUGCAGCAAACAAUUCAGUCGCCUUUGCAUCAACCGACACCCUCACCGCAGAUGACUCCUCCGCCUCCACCAUCGCAGUCACCACAAAAUCAGCAUGUGCUCUCUGUGCAACAGCAACUGCGUCAACAAAUACAGCAAAAUCGGCAAACUCUAACACAGCAGCAGGUGCAGAUGCGGCAGGGUGUGCCUUUGAACCAAGGACAGGGAUCUCAGUCAAUUCAACAACAUUUAUUAGCAUUCAGUCAACAGCAACAAAAGGUCAAUCAGCAGAUGCAACAACAGCAACUUCAGCAGCAGCAACAGCAACAGGUUCAACAACAACAGCCGCAACAGCAAUCGCCAUUGCAACAACAGCAGCAGUCUCCGUUGCAGCAAUCACCACAACAGCAUCAGCAAAUUCAGUUGCCUCUCCAGCAGCAGCUUCCUACGCAGGUUAUUUCAAAGCAAAUCCUUCUCACCAAACAAAUUGAUCCUUCGAAUGCGAAUGCUGUGGCACAGGUACUAGGAAGGGCCACACCUAGCCCACUCCAGCAAAACGAGCAGAGUGUUCUUUUGAGGCAGCAAAUUGCUGCCCAACAGCUAAAGAACCAACAACUCCAACAACAGCAGCAGCAGCCGAACCAAUUGCAGGCUCCGCAACAACAAAUAAUUAUUAGUCAGGGUAACAAUCAAAUCAUUACUCAGCGGCAUGUGAUAAACACAUCAUCAGCCCAAGGCCAGCAGAUAAUACAAAGUCACAUGCUUAACCUCCAGCAGAAGCAACAAAUAUUGCAACAACAGCAGCAGCAACAAUUAAACUCCGGUGUUCAAACAACUGGAAACAAGCCUGUGCAAACAAAGUACAUCCUCACCCAGCAAUUUAAUCAAUUGACACAGCAGCAACAACAGCAACUGCUUCAAAACUCGCAAAAUCAAAAUAUAAUCAUCAUCAAUCAGACGAGCCAGGCUCAACAACAAGGCCAGCAGCAGCAAUUGCAACAAGUUGGACAACAAGUCAUCCAACAGCAGCCCCAACAACAACAGAAUGUUGGCCAAUCACAACCGACCGUUUUACAGCAACAGCAAACGGUCUUGCAGCAACAACAUCCACAGCAAAUCCAAAAUACCCAACAGCAGACGGUCGGAACAUCAAGUCUCGGUCCUAUGUUGAAAAAUUUCGCUCCAAAGAGUCAGCAGCAAAUAUUCAUUCAGCAACAGCCACAGCAAAUGGUAAAUCAGGACUCAGAUCAGGUGGUUUUGCAGCAGCAACAACAGCCGCAGUCAAAGCAACAAGUCAUUAUCAAUCAAAUCCAGACGCAACAACAACCGUCUCAACAACAACAAAUCGUCCUGACUCAACAACAACAAGGCCAGGGCUCGCAGCAACAGCAGCCACCCCAGCAAAUCAUAAUCAAUCAGCAACACAUCCUGAAUCCGCAACGCUUGCAAUACAUUCAACAGCAACAACAAUUGCAGUUGCAACUCCAAAAGAACCAAAACCAACAGUCAACAGUUGGCAACCAGCAGAUUUUAGGACAACAACAGCAGCAAGUGAGCCAGUCACCACAAUCUGUACCAUCCAGUCCUCAACCGAUAAUCCAGCAACAGUCGCAACCGCCUCCCAACCAGACGCCCGCCUACAUUCAAGGGCAGAGUCCGAAAAUUCAGAUUCAAAAUCAAAUUAUCAUCCAACAAGCCCAACAGGGAAUUGUGCAACAACAGUCGCAGCAGCAACAGCAACAGCAACCGAAUCAGCUGCACCUUCAAGGUGGCAACGAUCAGCCCGGAAUUAUCGGUCAAAGUAGCACAUCAGGGCAGCAAAUUAUUCUUCAACCACAAACACAACCAGCUUCGAUCAUUCAACAACAACAGCCACAGCAGCAAACAACAAUCGUUCAACAGCAAGGCGUCAAUCAACAACAGCAACAGCAGCAGCAGUUGAUUCCUCAGCAUGUUCUCGUCGCGCAGCAGACGCCUCAGGGACAAACAUCACAAACACAACAGACAAUUGUUCAAACGGGACAACAGCCACCUCAGCCGCAACAAAUUAUUGUGCAACAACAGCAGGCAGGUGGGAUAAUCGCUGGUCAAGGUCAACAACAAUGGAGUCCACAGAGUCCAAUUCAGCAGCAGCAACAACCUCAACAACCACAGCAACCUCAGACCCCGGGCGGAUCCCCCGUAGGGCCCCCGCAAUUUAUUCGUACAGUUCGACCGCAAUGGACAGCAGGCGCUCCACAGCGUCAAGUGAUUCAGUUGGAUGACAAAACCCAUUCCGAGCUCAUGAAAUUGGAUCCGAUCAAAAGAGCUCAAUAUCUUGCCAAAUUGCAAAGCAAGCAACGCAUUAUGCUGCGGCAACAGCAGGUGGCUUUCCAACCCAGACCUGGAGUAACUGCUGUGGUCGGGGCUGCUCCUCGGCCUACUGGCACACAACAUAUCAUUGUACAGAGUCAAAUGCCACCAGGUUUAACUUCUCAGCAGCAAAUGCAAUGGUUGCAGCAGCAGGGAGCUCGUCAGGUUUUAGUGCGAUCAACUGGGGCACCUGGAUUGAGUCCAUUGUCGCAGCAAGGUCAAGUUGCUCCUACCCAGUUUACUGUUGAGCCCGGAGCAGCUACUCCGAAUCCUCAACAGCAACAACAACAGCAGCAGCAACAACUUUUGAUACAGCGGCAACAACAGUUGCGAAUCCAACAACUGCACCUGCAGAGGGAGCAGGCUCAGAAAACCCAGCAGCCCCUGCAAACCGUUGCAAUGCCAACUACGCCGGAUGGCCAACAGACGCCAACAACUCCCGUUGGUAUGCAGCCCCCAACUUCUGCAGCGGCUGUUAUUAUACAAGAAACAAACAACUCAAACCAGCAACAGAUGAACUCCAAAACUAAAACUGCUCUUGCAAAUAUGUUAAGUAAUCGCUUAGGAAACAAUGGGACUGCUAUGGCCGUUAUUCCGACCGAACCGACUGGAGAACCGUCGGCAGCUGGAACUCUACGUCUGAUGACUGCCCAGCACAAUGCCGCUUUAAAUCCAGCAGGUCCGCCGAGAACUCCUCAAGAAAUCAUUGCUUUGCAGCAACGUCGCACUUUGGGAAAUAUAACAAACAGCACUCCACCCGUUGGGCCGCCAAUCGUCACUCAGAUUCCUCCUGGUCAGCAAAUUGUGGUGCCGCAAUCGCCUACUGCAGUUAUUAAAGGGCCGCCUUUUAGCCCUGUCCGCGCACCAAUCCAGCCUCCUCGUCCGCAGUUUUAUGGACAUAAUCCAAACUUGAAGCUUCCACCUGACCUUUUCCUGUUGGGCUGCACAUUCUUUAUUGUUGAAUACGAUGAGAGUCACGCAGAUCAACUUCCUCAGUGGAAGGACAUGAUUAUACGUCACGGAGGUGAAAUUGAAAAAGUGUACUGCCAGCGAGUCACCCAUGUUCUGUGCAGGACUCAGCGCCAUGGAGUUGUUAUGCAAGCUAUUAGGGAUUCAAAGCGUUGCGUAACCGCUUAUUGGUUAAGCGAUACGAUUAUAAAGAAGCAAGUGGUACCGCCAUGGCAGGCUCUGCAUCUUCCUCUACCCAGUACGUUUGGAACUCAAAAGCCGGCAACACGGCAUAUUAUCGCAAUUUCCGGAUUUGAGUUGGACGAACGGGAGCGCAUUCAGAGGAUGGUGGAAGAAGCCGGGGCCAAGUUGACUGGGUAUAUGAGUAAACAUAACACUGUGCUGAUUUGUCGUCGUCCUGAGGGUCCGAAAUACAAAAAGGCGAAAGAAUGGAACAUUCCCGUAGUGAAUACGGCAUGGUUGAGUGAUAUUGUGUUGGGAAAUCUCAGUGGGAUGUCUCAAUACGAAAGCACAAAGUACCAGCAGUACAACUUGACGGGUCCGUUUCGAAUUGAAUAUAAUCUUGUUGCGCAUCUAAUGGCUGCUUGGAAGGCGCCAAUUAACCUUACUCAGGAAGCCCACGAACGGUUGAAACGAAGUUUAACCGAACCGCCACCUGCCCCUAAAACGAAGAAGAAGCGAACAGUUCCUCCGCUUGAAGAAAUACCAGAAAGUAUAGUGUGCAAUGAACUGCCUCGAUCCGAUUGCAUACCGAAGGUUUCCUUCUCGCAGGUGGAUAACAAGGAAGGGCUACAUCGGGCUGUUACGACCCUUGGGGGUAUCGUAGUGGAGGAUCCGUGCGAAGCAACUCACUUGGUUAUGACGCGAAUAGGGCGAUCCUGCAAAUUCCUGCGAGCGCUAUGCGUUGUUGACUACGUUUUGCACAGCAACUGGCUCGUCGAAAGCUGCAAGGCAGGAAAGUUGCUUUCUCCCGACAACUUUAAAGUCAGAGACAAGGAACUUGAGGAAACGUUUGAUUUCAGCAUGGACAAGUUGUUUCAAUCACCCAAUCGUCGCUUCUUGUUCAGCGGAAAGACAUUUUUCAUCACACCAAGUGUGUUUCCAGCACGUUCAGAACUGACUAAGUUAAUUGAACUUGCUGGCGGGAAAGUCGAGCAGAAACGUCGCACAGCCGCUGCAAUAGCGGAAGCCAUUACCCAGUCGCCAGAUGCCUACAUUAUCGUCAGUUGCUCUCACGAUUUGCACUUGCUGAGCGAUCUAACACGACCUGGGAAACCAAAGUGUCUUGUGUGUAGCACGGAAGUGGUGAUGACGUCAAUAAUGAAACAAAAAAUUGAAACUGAACCACACAUUAUCCAGCUGUGCAACAAUAACAAUAAUAAUAGUAAUAAUUUAAAUCGAAAGAGUUAAGUGCGAGGAGAUGUUAAGGUUGGCGUUUUUAGUGUUUGGCGUUCAAAUUUCCCUUGAUUUUGAGAUUGGUAGUUUGUUUAUUUCAGCAGGUAGAGGACUGGAUGAUUCGCUCGUUAUGCUUGGAAACGCUUAUCAAUCUUCCUUGCCUGAAUGGCAGUGAAACAUUAUUUGGGAGUAGAAAUACUUUUCAAAGACUUCCUAGUUAAUAAUAGUAGAAAUUAGCAGUUUAGCGAGUAAACAAAUUUCCUUUAAUGAUUAGCUUUUGACCUUACAAAGAUUUGCAGUGUUCCAACUUAAUUUAUUCGGCGAUCAUUGAUUCAAUCGAAAGUAACACUGCCAACCGCAACACCCUCUUUUAGUUGAAGGAUAAAUUAGGUAAAAAAUAAGAUUUGUGUAUUUAACACAAGAAUAGUGAUUACAAACGAAUUGUGCUCUUAUUUUUAUUGAUAGUCGUAUAAUGGUUCGAUUUCGUUUGAUGCUUUCUCUUAUAUAUUAUUGUACAUAAAACCCCAAUGUCAUAUUUUCUUUUGAUAUUUUUCUACUAACAAAGUAUGUAAAAAGUUACAACAUGAUUUUGUGAAAGUAUGAAGUUAAAGAAUAAAAUGUAUUUUUGUUUAAAGUUA
Molecule: messenger RNA, 8086 nt
Organism: Hermetia illucens (black soldier fly)
Lineage: Eukaryota; Metazoa; Arthropoda; Insecta; Diptera; Stratiomyidae
Gene: Ptip
Product: histone-lysine N-methyltransferase 2D
Exons: 5
Coding region: 288-7463 (2391 amino acids)
Cellular component (GO): MLL3/4 complex
Source: RefSeq, a predicted model, not a curated record